GCGUGUUCUGCGGCAGCAUGGUGCAUCGAAACUGUCGUCCGGAAGGGGGCCUACAUAGUGACCACCCCGAUCAUAUUAGGAGGCACUUUUCUUCGCGACCCUAUUUCUUCCUUCACAGCCGAGGCAAUCGCUCUGGACGAAGCUGUCCAAGCAGUGAUGGCCAUCAUUACUGCCAUUUCCAACCGGCCGUCAUCACUGUGACUCAGGCCUAGAGAAAGAAAGAAAGACCCGAGGACACGCCCAUCGUAGGCCACGAGCAGCGCGUCGUCGGCGUACAGGGCGUCGUUGGUGACGAUGUGCGGCUUGCCUGUGAAGUGGAAGAGAUUCGGCAAAGGACCUGAGGAAGGCGUGCGGAUGCCGACGACGGUGAAGCACGUCAAAAAGCUUAAGGCGAUGAGAAAGGCCCAGCAGGAGCGGAACCGGGAGAAGCGCGGCGACAACCGCGAGGCGCGCGACGGUGGCGAAGGCGGUGCGAAGGCCUCCAGUCCGAGCGCCGCUGCGGGCGAAGACCCGCCCAGGGGCGGCGCUGCUACCCCGGCGAGUGCAUCCGGCGAGCAGGCGCCGCAGAAGCCUGCGGCUCCGGCUGAUCUCAUGGACUUGGUUGGGGGCGACGACGUCGAUGCCCCGAUCGCCACUCGGAGGACGCCCGCCGCCGCGCAGCCGUGAGCCCCAAUAUGGGCCCGACCACCCUCCUCCCCCUCUUCCGCCUCGACCUCCUCGGAGAGGGCGUUGUGCCACCGUCCUGGAGCGACGAGCAG
Molecule: messenger RNA, 758 nt
Organism: Prorocentrum cordatum
Lineage: Eukaryota; Dinophyceae; Prorocentrales; Prorocentraceae
Source: the annotation of a GenBank genome assembly